This is a messenger RNA of Choloepus didactylus (southern two-toed sloth), 1044 nucleotides long. Its product is annotated as olfactory receptor 1D2-like. Lineage: Eukaryota; Metazoa; Chordata; Mammalia; Pilosa; Megalonychidae. Gene Ontology annotation, biological process: G protein-coupled receptor signaling pathway. Gene Ontology annotation, molecular function: olfactory receptor activity; G protein-coupled receptor activity. Gene Ontology annotation, cellular component: membrane. The record is from RefSeq and is a predicted model, not a curated record. Bases 1 to 1044 code for a protein of 347 amino acids. The transcript has 2 exons.
AUGACAAGAGGCAAUCUAACUGUUAUCUCAGAAUUCCUCCUCCUGGGACUGUCAGAGGCACCUGAGCAUCAGCUCCUCCUCUUCAGCCUGUUCCUAUCCAUGUACAUGGUCACUGUGGUGGGGAACCUGCUCAUCAUCCUGGCUAUCAGCUCUACCUCUCACCUCCACACCCCCAUGUAUUUCUUCAUAGCCAACCUGUCCUGUGUAGACAUCUGCUUCACUUCUGUCACUAUACCAAAGAUGCUACUAAACAUUCAAACCCAGAGGCAAUCCAUCUCCUACAUAGGAUGCCUUAUGCAGAUGUAUUUUCUAAUUUUGUUUCUAGAAAUGGGCAAUGUCCUCUUGGCAGUGAUGGCAUAUGACAGAUUUGUAGCCAUAUGUCACCCUCUUCAUUAUGCUACAAUCAUGAACCCCAAAUUCUGUAUCACAUUGGUGUCUGUGGCUCUGAUUAUCACACACAUCUAUCCCUUGACCCACACUCUCCUGAUGAAUACACUGUCAUUCUGUGCCAGUGUCAGAAUCCACCAUAUCUUCUGUGAGCUCUAUGCAUUACUAAAGCUUUCCUGCUCAGAUAUUCAUAUCAAUGAAUUGGUUGUUUACACUCUGGGGAGCUUUCUUUUUGUCACACCCUUCCUGUUUAUUUCCCUUUCUUACAUGCGCAUUUUCUCAGCCAUCUUAAGACUGCAUUCUUCCCAGAGCAAGCUGAAAGCGUUUUCCACUUGCAGUUCCCAUCUAGCAGUGGUGUCGUUGUUCUAUGGGACCCUAUUUGGGGUGUAUCUACGACCUUCCUCCUCCUACACAGUUGGGGACUCAGUGGCUACAGUGCUGUAUGCUGCGGUGGCACCUAUGCUCAACCCCUUUAUUUACAGCCUAAGGAAUAAGGACAUGAAGGGGGCACUCAGGGGCCUCCUCAGUUGGAGAAAGCUCUUCAGGCGGCCCAGGACUAGAUCUGGGCCUGGGGCUCCAGGGCUUUUGGCAGCCACACUGGGAAACCUCAGGAGGCUGUUUUUUUCUUGUUUUAUUAAACAAUUAAGUAAACAGUGA